GACUAUUGCAGUAGUAGGUAUGGCUGGCCAGGUCUUCGAAGAUGCGGCCUUCCAGUUUCCAGGGCUUCUCCUGGAUAUCUUCAAUGCUGCAAGAUAGUGCUCUCUUCAAGCAUAGUCUGUCGCUAGCCUCUCCAUAAUAACUUCGAGGUUGUUGGCGAUGCGGAUUGUGGGGAUGCGAGGAUUUGCUCUUGGAAUCUCCUCCCCUGGACAUGUCCGAUGCAAGAGACGUCAGGAUGUGUUCUAGCCGACUCGCCGACACCUCGUAGCCGAAGAACCCUUGUCCUGCCGCACUUUGCCACCGACAGUGGUGGGUAAGUCUUUAUCCGCCACCUGGAUCUACCUUUCAAGCCCAUGGAAGAUCCACGCCUGACUCGAUCCUCACGGCCAGUCGCUGGCGGUGAGGCCCCAUGGGCCUGCUUUGGCUUACUUGUGGAGUUCAAGGGCGGAGAAUCUUUUCAAGCUGUGCCAACUCUUCUUCCUCGGUGGAAUUGAGGAUUCUACUCCCCGGCCUAUCACUUUGUUCGUAACUACUACUUAAUACGCUUCUCCGCCACUUCCCCAGAUCUUGUGUUCUUCCUCCAGAUCACUAUCUCCUAAAUCUUUUCAUUGUUGCUUAUAAUCAGCACAGGUUGGCACAAUGGGUCUCCUCACUUUGAUCGAAGACAGGCCAACACCAAAAUGUGUCUACAACUGGCGAGUUUAUCUCCAAGCAUUUGUCGCGGCCUCAGCUGCCAUGAUGAUUGGCUAUGACAGUGCUUUCAUCGGAGGAACCCUCGCGCUGGGUUCAUUCAAGGAUGAAUUUGGCUUCGACGACCUCUCGAAAACCCAGGUCAACCUCCUUAGCGCCAACAUCGUGUCCUGCUAUCAAGCUGGCGCCUUCUUCGGAGCCUUCUUCGCCUACCCUGCAGGCCAUUUCCUCGGUCGCAAAUUCGGGCUGCUCAUCUUCAGCACCGUGUUCUGCCUCGGCGCAGGCAUCAUGCUUGGAGCUACUGGUUCCCGCGGCCUCGGCCUCAUAUACGGCGGAAGAGUGCUUGCAGGUCUUGGUGUGGGCGGUGCAUCCAACCUCUCUCCCAUCUAUUGCUCCGAGAUCGCUCCCCCUGCAAUCCGUGGCAGGUUGGUGGGAUUGUAUGAACUGAGCUGGCAAAUCGGUGGCUUGGUUGGCUUCUGGAUCAACUACGGCGUCUCCGAGACUAUGGCACCUUCGCACCAUCAGUGGCUCAUCCCAUUCGCUAUCCAGCUCAUCCCCGCCGGACUGUUGUUUGUGGGUGCGCUUGUUAUCAAAGAAUCUCCCCGAUGGCUUUUCACUCGAGCUCGUCGCGCGGAAGCCAUCAAAAACCUGUGCUGGCUGCGUCAACUGCCUGCUGACCACGUCUACAUGAUGGAAGAGAUCAUGGCCAUUGACAAUGCCAUCGAACACCAACGCAGCACAGUGGGUAUGGGCUUCUGGCAGCCUUUCAAGGCCGUCAUCAACAACCCUCGGGUCACAAAACGCUUCCUCCUCGGUGGUGCUCUUUUUCUGUGGCAAAACGCCACAGGCAUUAAUGCGAUUAACUAUUACUCUCCAACUGUGUUCAAGUCUAUCGGCAUUACGGGGACGAACACCUCUCUGCUAACGACUGGUAUCUUCGGCGUCAUUAAAACCAUCAUGACCAUCAUCUGGCUUUUCUUCCUUAUCGACAAGCUUGGCCGUCGCAAUCUGCUCAUCUGGGGUGCGAUCGGCGGCUCGUUAUGUAUGUGGUACAUUGGCGGAUAUAUCGCAGUCGCGAAGCCAUGGCUGGCACCCACGACAGGCGGUAGCCUCUCCUCGGGCGGCAUUAGCGCCAUGGUGUUCUUCUACCUCUGGACAGCAAUAUACUCACCCUCGUGGAAUGGAACCCCGUGGGUCUUGAACUCGGAGAUGUUCGACCAAAACGUGCGAACACUGGCUCAAGCCUUUGCCGCAGCGAACAAUUGGUUCUGGAACUUCAUCAUCGCCCGCUUCACUCCCCAGAUGUUCGCCACCAUGUCCUACGGGGUCUACUUCUUCUUCGCCUCCAUGAUGCUGUGCUCGGUUGUGUUUGUCUGGUUCUUGAUCCCCGAAACCAAGGGAAUCCCGCUCGAAGCGAUGGAUCGUCUUUUCAGCAGCAAAGAAUUCCCGGCUAGAAAGGCGCACAAGGUCAUUCUUGAUGAACUUCGUGCCGAGGAUCGCGAUUUCAGACGUUUGAGCGUCAACAACGAGAAGGAAAAUGUCGAACAGCGGGAGACAACUUCCCGUGAUUCGCAACACUUUGAGAAGGUGUAGGCCACGUCCUGCUAUUAGUGGGUUUUUGGUGAUGUACAGAAUUUGGCUCGGUUCGGAGAGCGUCCCUGAUGGGAGGACACAAGACUUGGGCAUGACAAGAUGCCUUGUUGAGGGCCUAUAUUUCGCAUAUGCCUUAUCGAAAUGAUGCGCUGAAUACUAGUACGGUUACAGAUUUCUGCAGCGAAGAUUGUUUUACGACAAAGGACGUUGGAGUUUACUACUUACUGCAUGGGUUUCCAGCCGGUAUCUCACUGCUAGAAUCUUUGCUUUCCUCACAGGGCCUACCUAAGUACUAGUAGGGGGCCUUCCCGAAGUCGAUGCAUAACAAACCCUGGUUGAGCGUUUUCUGUCACAAAGAAGG
Messenger RNA from Exophiala xenobiotica, 2642 nucleotides. RefSeq lists its product as uncharacterized. The transcript has 4 exons. Gene Ontology annotation, cellular component: membrane. Gene Ontology annotation, molecular function: carbohydrate:proton symporter activity. The record is from RefSeq and is a predicted model, not a curated record. The coding region runs from base 638 to 2281 and encodes 547 amino acids. Gene Ontology annotation, biological process: carbohydrate transport; transmembrane transport. NCBI's taxonomy places the organism in Eukaryota, Fungi, Ascomycota, Eurotiomycetes, Chaetothyriales, Herpotrichiellaceae.